AUGAAUGAUACUCUAUGUUUAAAAUUUGAUUUUUUGAGGUAUUAUUUACCUGCUGAAUUAGGCGGAACCGCAAAUUUUGAAUUUAAACAAAUUACAAAUUUCAAUAAGUACUGCCCUAGUGAAAACUGCAAUACUGAUCUCGAAAAAAUUACAAUUGGAUUUUUAUGGUUACUUGAACAAUAUUUUACUAUAUCCAAAGAUACAGAUGAUUAUAAUGAAAAUAAUACAAAUGCAUUUUUUCUAUAUAUUAUUUCAUGGUUAAGUUACCAAUUAAAGCAAAAUUCAGAGCACAAUACCACCACAAUAAACGAUUUUUAUACUAAACAUGUAAAAAAUAGUGGUAAAUAUAGUAAAUUUAUAAAUGAUUCCAGUAUUUGUGCAAAUCUUAAGGAAAUCAUAGAUAAACAAAAAGAUUUGUUCAAUAUUGAUAUUGAAGAUCUG
Molecule: messenger RNA, 441 nt
Organism: Plasmodium berghei ANKA
Lineage: Eukaryota; Apicomplexa; Aconoidasida; Haemosporida; Plasmodiidae
Product: BIR protein
Exons: 2
Source: RefSeq, a predicted model, not a curated record